This is a messenger RNA of Clupea harengus (Atlantic herring), 1963 nucleotides long. It is a transcript of the gene ccp110, whose product is annotated as centriolar coiled-coil protein of 110 kDa. Gene Ontology annotation, biological process: regulation of cytokinesis; ciliary basal body organization; centriole replication. The record is from RefSeq and is a predicted model, not a curated record. The coding region runs from base 309 to 1916 and encodes 535 amino acids. The transcript has 6 exons. Gene Ontology annotation, cellular component: centriole. Lineage: Eukaryota; Metazoa; Chordata; Actinopteri; Clupeiformes; Clupeidae.
AUCGAUACUCGUGUGUUUCCUCAUGAGCGAAUGCACACUUUGCUGGAUUGAAAGCCCACUACAAUAAUAGGCUAGUUGACAACUUUGUGGGAGGCGCUAUUGUCGCUGAAGGGAGCCGUAUGUGAGUGUAACAUUAGCAUUCCACGAAGGAGGUGGGUCUGCAAUGUAAGGGCACGUCGAUUAAUAUGACAGCACACAACAAAUGGCAUCAUUCAAUCAAUCCCCUCGAGACAGUGAAAUAAGAAAAGGAAUUCGCCUAUGGAACUUUGAGGAAAUUUGGAAUCCCUAAUGAAGGUGAACACUCAGCGAUGGAGAACUACGAGGAGUUCUGCUCGCGGAGCCUGGUUAAGCUGCAGUCGGAAGGGAAGGGAGCAAUGAUGCGCUGUCUCUUAAAUGGCCAAUGGCUAACGUCCUCGGUCAUCUGUAUCCACGGCAGACCUAUACUGUCACCCCUGCUGGAUGAGGAGCAGCGGAGGGAGAUGUGCAUGUACAGGCAGGAAGCGGCUCAGAAGGAGGCGGAGCGAGAGGCUCAGUGUAGGAGCAGCCUGCUCACACAGGUGCAGAACAUCCUGGACGGCGCUCAGAAGCGCAAAGUGCUGCAGCAGUCGGAGGCACCAAGUUCUCCUGUGAACCCCAGUCCUAAAACUGGGCAGCUCCACAGCUUCACCCAGGGGCUGGAGCAGCACCGCCUGCCCGAUGGAAGGGCACUCGCGUCGGACACGGUGGAGCCCACCAUUCCCCUUCAGCUGGAAGAGGAGGAGGAGGAGGUGGGAGAGGAGGGACAGGAGGAGGAGGAGGACGAGGAGGAGAGUGAGGGAGGAGGAAUGAGUCUGCAAAGCCUGCUGCGGAGGUCACGGGAGUACAUGGAGAGAGAGCAGGGUCGCGGCGGGUCAAAGGGCAGCUGCAACGGUGCCAACGGUGCCAACGGUGCCAAUGCCGCCAGGCCCACGCAGGUCGCCAUGGUGAAUGACGGCCUGUCCGAUAAAGAGAACGAGAACAACAGUCCCGUCGCACAGCGCCAAAGCCCUAUGGCCACCAUGCCAAGCCCAGGCCAGUGGCAGGGUCAGGGACAGGGUCAGGGUCAGGGUCAGGGUCAAGGUCAGCCCAGCGUGGAUCUACAUACCCCUGCCGGAUUUAUGCCAAGCGGGCCCUGUGCCUGGCUGUGCCAACCCGAACCCAGCCUGUGCCUGAGUCCACGCCCUCACCGCGGGAGACCCAGGCCCGCCUCCACGGGCGUCCUCUUCUCCCUCCCCUUUGAUGCCAUAGCGGCUCGUCCCAAGGACAUCGGCGCCUCGUGGCUCACGACGGACCAGCGGUCGCCUGACCACACGUCCGGUGCCAGCUCUCUGGCGCCCUCUGUGGCCAGCAGCCGGCGUGCCAGCCACAACGGCUCCAGUCCUGUCGGUGAGGCGGUGGGCUGCGUGGCUGCCGCGGCUGGCUUCAGUCUGGCAGGUCCAGAGGGCUUCCGGAGGAGGUGCCACACCCUGGACAGCCAGUCCAGCCCCCACAUGGACCGCAGCGAGGAGAGGCUCCCGCGCUUCAUGGCCGGCGUGGCUCAGCGCCCCCCCGCCCGCAGGUCGCCCCCCGGACCCCCCCCCUACCCGGCCCACGGGCAGGAAAGCCCUGUGCCCGCACUCCUGCGGACUUACAUGACCCCUGACCCUGUGACCUCUCAGGUCAGGCUGCAGUGGGACGGUGAGAGUGACCAUGAGGGUAGACUCAGUACCCCUGUGGACGAGAAACGCACAGGCCCAGUGGAAGCGGUUCAGCAGCGGGUGCAGGCGCUGGAGGAGGAGCACGCUUUUCAGCUCUCUCUGCUCCUCGCUGAGCAGGAGCGCCUCCGACAGGAGCUGGUUGAUAAGGAGAGGCGUGUGUCCGGGGUGUAUGGGGAGGGCGGGGUGGAGUGGGGGGUGUGAGGGAGCACUACCCAGCCCCCAGCCCCUGCACCAGCCUCAGCCCCGCA